Messenger RNA from Pocillopora meandrina, 343 nucleotides. Lineage: Eukaryota; Metazoa; Cnidaria; Anthozoa; Scleractinia; Pocilloporidae. The record is from the annotation of a GenBank genome assembly.
AUGGAGAGUUCUCCCAUAGCUGGUAAAUCCUGGCAACCCAGCUAUGAGCCCCAACACAGGAAAGGGGAACAGGCACCUGUCAUAUUGAAUCGACAGUGGAGAGGGGGAGGGAAUGGGUGGGGAAAAACUGCUUGGACAAAGAGGUGCCACUCCUCACAAUGCUACAAGUAUGUACUCAGAGUACAGGCAAGAAUGCCUCCAACAAAGAGAAUACAGAAUUCUGGUGCAUGCGCAUAUGUGAAAACUGCUGAAUAUUAGACUGAUGUUUUUUGUUGUUAAUGCCAUUAAAUUGCAUUUACCUGCAUUUAACAACUGCAUCACUGAUUGGGGGUUGGGUGCCUGA